Messenger RNA from Solea senegalensis (Senegalese sole), 5788 nucleotides. Its product is annotated as stromal interaction molecule 2-like. Gene Ontology annotation, cellular component: endoplasmic reticulum; plasma membrane. The transcript is spliced from 12 exons. Lineage: Eukaryota; Metazoa; Chordata; Actinopteri; Pleuronectiformes; Soleidae. The coding region runs from base 738 to 3866 and encodes 1042 amino acids. The record is from RefSeq and is a predicted model, not a curated record. Gene Ontology annotation, molecular function: calcium channel regulator activity; protein binding; calcium ion binding. Gene Ontology annotation, biological process: activation of store-operated calcium channel activity; store-operated calcium entry; intracellular calcium ion homeostasis.
GUGCGUGUGUGUGCGCGCGUGUGUUCCGGUCAAGCUCGCCAUACCUCGACGUCGGUGUUGGGAAAGGGACUUCAAAACUGAGAACCGAGAACUAAACAAGAAGGCCUACGAUUAUCUGGCUUAUAGGAGACCAACAGCUGACAAAGGACAUGCUCCAACUGGACUCUAAGAAUAGAGAAUGUUUUUUUUUCUACCCAAAGCGGAUUAUAAACUCUUGUACUCCUCCUGAAAUGAUCUAAAGGAGGGUGUUGUCCUAUCUUCUUUAAAAGUCCUUUAAAAGUUUGUCAACUUGCUGCUUAUUGAAGACGUCUCAUCCUCGGGACCCUUUAUCCUGAUAUUUUGCACUAUUUUGGAUUAAUUACUACAGAAUCUGUUUUGUUUUUUCUGGAUUACGCACAUAUGGAGAGCUUUUACGCGCAUUCUUUGUAUGUUUGAAUGGCUGCAAAUCAUUAAUGCAAACAUUAUUAUGUCUUUUUUAUUGUUUUUACAUUUCAGGCGUUGUUUUGCAUUUCACAAUGCACACUAGUGUCGAGCUUGUUUGAUUUCCCAACUGAAUCAACAGUAUCAUAUCUCGCUUCUUGGCUGUACCCGUAAUAGCAACUCAUAUCGCUUGACACUGUACGCAGACUGACUCUGGUGCGUCCUAAACGGGCUUUUGGUACCGUGUAUAUAUUUUUUUCACCGUUUGCUUCGAAGGAAUCUCAACUCUGGACGACGUUAUUGUUUGACGUCAGAAAAUGCUGCCGUUGUCGCCUCUAUUGCUCCUCGUUUUCCCCGCCGCGGUCUUGGUGGCAGCGCAAAGCGCCGGGGACCUGCACGGUUUCACGCUGUCCAGUGGGAGCACAGGUUCCGACCCAGCAGAUCCCUGCAUGGGAGUGUAUCCACCAUGUAUGAGUGAGGCAGAUCGCUUCAGCCUGGAAGCCCUGCGGAGCAUUCAUCAUAUGAUGGAUGACGACAAGGAUGGAGGAAUUGAAGUGGAGGAGAGUAUGGAGUUUAUCAUUGAAGACAUGAAGCAGCAGCAGACCAACAAACACAGCAACCUGCACAGAGAAGACCAACACAUCACAAUUGAGGAGCUCUGGAGGGGCUGGAAGUCAUCUGAAGUACAUAACUGGACUCAGGAUGAUGUGCUUCGCUGGCUGAAGGAUUUUGUUGAGUUGCCGCAGUAUGAGAGAAACUUCAAAGAUUUUAAAGCCAACGGAAACACACUACCAAGGAUUGCAGCUAAUGAGCCGUCAUUCCUGAGUGGUCAUCUGAGGGUUCAGGACCAGAGAGACAAACAGAAACUCAAUAUCAAGGCUCUGGAUGUAGUGUUGUUUGGGCCACCUACACGUCCUCCUCAUAAUUACAUGAAGGACCUGCUGCUCAUUGUGUCAGUGGUGAUGGGAGUUGGAGGCUGCUGGUUUGCCCAGGUCCAAAACAAAGCCAGUAAAGUCCACAUAACCAAGAUGAUGAAAGAUUUGGAAAGUCUUCAGAGGGCUGAACAGAGUCUCAUGGAUUUACAAGGACAACUGGAGCUGGCGCAGGAAGAGAAGCGUAAUGUUGCAGAGCAGAAACAGAACCUGGAGGAGAAGAUGAGAGACGAGAUCAUGGGAGCACAAGAGGAGGCUUACCGCCUGCAUGAGCUGAGACAGGGAGCUGUCACUGAGCUCAGCCGCCUGCGAUAUGCAGAGGAAGAGCUGGAACAGGUUCGUGGGGCACUGAAGCAGGCUGAGAAGGACAUACAGGCUAGUUGGACGGCCUCAGAGGCGCUCCAGCUGUGGCUUCAGCUGACACAUGAGGUAGAAGUCCAGUACUACAAUGUCAAGAAGCAGAGUGCAGAACUGCAACUUGCUACAGCCAAGGAAGAGGCAGAAAGAAUUAAAAAGAAAAGAAGUUCUGUCUUCGGGACGCUGCAUGUUGCCCACAGCUCCUCUCUAGACCAGGUCGAUCACAAGAUCCUGGGAGCAAAGAAUGCCUUGUCUGAAGUAACAGCCUGCCUACGGGAGCGCCUCCAUCGUUGGCAGAAGAUUGAGCGCCUCUGCGGCUUCCCCAUCAUCAAAAAUCCAGGUCUAGCAAACCUCACUGCUCAGCUCUAUUCAGACUCAAUUACCUUGGGGUUGCCCAGAGUAUCCCAGACAUCUUGUUCAUGCCAUAGCUCCGUACAUGGAUCUAUAGAAGAUCUGUUGGAAGAUUCUGCUUCUCCAAUCUUACCACAUAUGCAAGUGACAGUUCCACCACUGAAGCACUCUCCUCGAACACAGGGAUCACUAUGUCGGCCACGUCGUGUCAUUGCUCAGCCGCCGUCUACCAUGAUCUCCUCAGACCCUGAUCUUCUCAUCCCCAUCCGAGCUCCUUACCCUUGCUUUGAUGAAGAAGAGAACUUCCUCCUGAAAACUCUCAAGAAGCAAGACUCCCAAGAGAAGUUCUCAGACGCAGAUUAUAUGACUUCACCUCCUCUCAGCAAAAUGUUUCAUAGUCCAAUGGAUGCUUCCUCUCAAAAGCUCUAUCACAAUGAUACUGAGCUACUUGGAGACCCCUCCAUUGCAAAAGUAGAGGCUGUUCCAGUUCAUAAAAUUGCCACAGAAGAACUUGAAGGCUCUGUGGAUGUUGGUAGUAGGAGGAUGGCAAAGGACAAAUUGUUGGAGAGCCCUUUGGAACCCCAUUCUUUAAAGAUGUCCAGAGAAGACUCUCUGGUAGAUGCUACAUCAAGGAAGAUGUCCCGAGACAGGAUGGACGUUCCCAUUGAUGUUACUGUUAGAAAAGGGAUUCCCAGUGAGAUGGAUGUUGAAUUUUCAACCCGGAAAGGAGAGAGAGAAACAGUUGGGGACUUGACAGACACCGCUUUAAGGAAUAUAUACAGAGAAAGAGGUGAUAUACCAUUGGAUAUGAGAAAGAUGAUCUGGAAUGAAUUGGAAACAACAGAGAAACAGGCUCCAAGGAAAAUAUCUAGAGAUAUGAUGGGGUCUUCAUUCGACAGCAUCUCAAGAAAGAUAAUACGAGAUGAUGCCGAGCAUCUGUUGGAUUCAGGAUCUAGAAGAAUUACAAGAGAUUCACAGGGAAUGUCCUUUGAUUCAGUUAAUAGAAAGCUUCAACGAAGUAAAGGGGAAAGCCAGCUUGAUUCUUCAGUGAGGGCAGUAGCAGUAGACAAAAUGGUUGAACCCACUGUAACACCACGAAAAAUAUCUGGAGAAGAGUUGGAGUAUAGCACAGAUACUGCUUCCCUUAAGAUGCUACCCAGAGAGACACGUGAUGCCCUUAUGGACACCUCAUUUUCCACAGAGCAAGAGUUUGGUUUAGAACAACCAACAAACAGGUGGAUGCUAAGAGAUGAACUUGAGCUGUCUGCUGGUUCUCUCAGACGGAGAACUUCAAGAAUGCCAAGAGAUGCCCCUGAAUGUGCCGUCGACAAUCCCACUGGAAACAUCUGCAAUAAAGUUGACUGCCCACUUGAAAUACCCAGGCACUCAACACUGACAGAGGAGCUGGAAACAUCUGAAUCAAGUUCUUUUCCUGUUCAAUUUGAUCAGCCAGACCUUAUGGUAACCUCCAAGGUGCCACUGACACCAAUAGACCCUUUCACUGUUGGCCCACUGAGCCAGCUUGUGUAUGAUGGAAUCCUUGAGAAGUCCCGCAACUCCAUGGCAACUAACCCAACCAGCCUCUCAACACCUAACCUAUAUCAGAAGAAGCUGCUAGCAGAGGUGGAGCCUCCUGUGCCGCCACCAAGGGCUGCCGUUUCAUCUCUUGCGUCUCCUCCUGAGACCAAAGAAGACAAGACUAAGGAGAAGGAAAAGAGUAGGAAAUCCCUCAAGCUCAAAAGUAUUUUCAAAAAGAAACCAGAGUCAACUUCCGAGAAAACUCAAAGUGGACUUCAUAAACUCUGACAAUCAACUGAGAGUAUUUAUGCAUUUUUAUUUAAAAAUUAAAAAAGUAUUUUAAUGAAUCAGAAAAUCAGGUUUUAGAAACUCACUGAAAAUAUCGGGUAGCACUUUUUAAAAAGCACAAUCUUACUGAAAGCUGGGUCUUACUGAAAAUCAUUUUAAAACCCAGCGGUGCAAGACUUUUAAUGUUGAAAUAGACUAAAAGACACAACUAGCAUAUUGUUUGAUGAAAGUUUGGUACACAUAUGAUUUAAAUACUACAAAACAAUGUCAAGAAUAUUGUCAAUAUGGCACUCAGCUAAUGUUUUUACACAGUCUUACUUCAUAUUAUAUUUAUUUUAUUAAGUCUUACAUGUAUUUAUGGCUGUCAUCAAAUUAUUUUUAAUUAACUUUAGAUGUGGAUUUUUUGAUACUUUGCCUUCAGCUGAAUGACGGACUGUUGAAACACAUGAUGUUUCUCUGUAUAACAGAGGCUGGAACUGCUUCAGCUUAAUUUUUGCAGUAGAAAAUAUCAACAUCAAUCUGUUCCAGGUACAUUUAAUGAGGUCUCAAUAUAGGUUUCCCGAUCUUAAUUGAAGUUGUCGGAUAUGAAGAGAAAACAGAGUUUAUAUCCUGACUACAAUAAUUAAUCCUGCAAUACUGUGACAACGAGAAUUGGACAAAAAAGGAAGUGGCCCCUUUUUCUUCUGUUCAAUAGACCGCACUCAUGUUGCAUUCUGCUCAUGUAUUCAUGUUUCAGAAAUGGCUCAGAGUUGCGAAUCCAAAUACCUCAAGUUGAAAAAAAGUUUAAUUGAGCAGCAUGUUCCCAUUAUCCAGUAUAAAGUGAAUUUAGAGGUGGGCUCUUGCUUGGAAGGAAAUCUACUUGGUGGUUUCAAAACAUUUCUAACAGUUUUAGCAACACUUUGAAGAGUACAGUCAUCUUGUUCUGCUAAAGCAGAUCAUUAUUAUACACAAUCAUUUUUUAGAUUUAGCUGUUUAAAUGAUUUUAUUUCUUAAAUUAUAUUUGAUUGUUGUUUGAUUUGUGACAGAUUUGAAACCAAGUUUACAUUUAUUUGGUCAGUCAGUCAAUAACAGAUAUUUGUCUUUGGGGUUCGUUGGCUGGCCCUGCUCUUUUAGUCCAGCCAAUAACAAAAACUAAAUAAAGGAUAGGAUUAUGAAUUAUGAUAAAAAUGAAGCUAUAAGAUCUGGCAUAUGUCAUUUUGGGAGCUGAAAUAGCUACCUUCAACCUGCAGAAGGACAGAUGACAAUUUGCUGCUGUCUACAAUCUGGCGAGAUGUUGAUGAUGAGAUGAGAUGAGAAAUCUCCCUAUUCUAAAUUAAAGGAAAAAAUCUAAUUACAAUUUGAUUGCUUUGUUUCCUGAAGCACAUUUUCAUAACUGAAACUGCUUGCUGCUUUGUGUGUUUUUAAAUAAGUGUGCGUGCCAUUGGUGUGUGAUAGUAGAGUUUUCAUCGUGUGCAUUUUCUAUUUGCUUAACAAAUAAGCAGCCCAAAUAAACAGGCUUAAUUGAAUUAACAUUGAGCCCUUAAGAACUGAUUAGUCCUGAUCCUGUGGAUCACAUUGGGAAGUUUUGUUUUGUUGAGCAGUUUACUUGAUUUCUUUGUAGUGUGUGCACUGAAUUGCACAUUUGAAUGCUUGAAUUGUUUAUAUUAAAUAAUUAUUUUUGUUUAGAUUGUUGUUUACAGAUAUAAAUUCAGUGGUCUGCCACGGCUAUUUUAUUUGAGGUUAAACAAAACUUUUGCUUUAAAUUUGAUUUAUUGGAAUAUAUAUUUCUCAUGUCUUACACUGUAUCAGGUAUCAGGAAUAAAUAAUUAUCUUGUUUUAGAUAAGGACAGUUGCUGUAUGCUGCUGUAUUUUGGUAUGACAAUGAUUUAAUUGACUUGUUUGCUGAUUUAAUAACAAUAUACAAAAAAUAAACUUUAAAUACA